Messenger RNA from Colletotrichum chrysophilum, 327 nucleotides. RefSeq lists its product as uncharacterized. The record is from RefSeq and is a predicted model, not a curated record. NCBI's taxonomy places the organism in Eukaryota, Fungi, Ascomycota, Sordariomycetes, Glomerellales, Glomerellaceae. The transcript has a single exon. The coding region runs from base 1 to 327 and encodes 108 amino acids.
AUGAAGGUCACAGCUCCCAUCUCUGUCGCCAUGCUGGCUGUCACUGCACUGGCCAUGCCCGUGGAUACUGAACAACACCCCAUCGCCGUCGAAGGCAGUGGAAGCUCUGCGGUCGAAGCUGCCGCUACACCAGUGCCGACAAAGCCAUCAGCCAGCAAAGCGCAAGCUUCCGCGAUCGACUCGGAGGAACUCACUGCCUCGCUCAAGGCGAUUUUCAAUGAGCAGGAAAUGCCAAAGGAUGGCCGAGCGUGCUUCUGCGCCAACGGCUCCAUCUGCUGCAAUACUGGGAAGGGUCUUGACUGCACACAAGGUCUCUGUGGCAUCUGA